This is a messenger RNA of Corythoichthys intestinalis (scribbled pipefish), 3498 nucleotides long. Its product is annotated as oocyte zinc finger protein XlCOF6-like. The transcript is spliced from 2 exons. Gene Ontology annotation, molecular function: RNA polymerase II cis-regulatory region sequence-specific DNA binding; DNA-binding transcription factor activity, RNA polymerase II-specific. The record is from RefSeq and is a predicted model, not a curated record. The coding region runs from base 262 to 2298 and encodes 678 amino acids. Lineage: Eukaryota; Metazoa; Chordata; Actinopteri; Syngnathiformes; Syngnathidae. Gene Ontology annotation, biological process: regulation of transcription by RNA polymerase II.
UCGCCACACACACGUGAGUUACUCUUGCGGAAAAUAAAACGUGCUCAGCAACACGCUGCUUUUUGUGCGGAGUUAACCCACUAAGUAAUUUCGGGACGAAGGAGGUUCAGAACUACUUGACUGCCACCGUGCAUAUUCAAGUGGUCGUUGUGCGUGUUGAAGCUUCGGAGCAUAGUUUGCUUAGCUUAGCUAAGCUUGCGAACACAGAACAACGUGGUUCGACGCUUGAACAUCAAGUUGGAGCCUCCUAAAGUGUGCAAAAUGUGCACAAGAAGAACGCCAGCCACAAAGUUUAAGGCUGAACUUUGUGCCGCAAAAGAUCAGCGACAACAUCAACUCUCUACUGCUUGCAAAAUGCAAGUAAAAGUUGUUCUUCGCAGACUACCAGGUUUCAGCAAAUAUCUUGGUCCUGACGCUCAACAGCUAAAGAGAGAAGUACAACUUUCAAUCAAAAAGGAGGAGGGCGAGCUGCCAUACGUUAAAGAGGAGGACGAUAUCACCAUGUCGACUGGUGAGCCUUUAAAGAGAGAGGAUGAUCCGAGUGAGGCCAGCAGAGGGACGGAGCCUCCAAGCAGCAGCUCAACGGAAGGAUCGCUAGCACACAUUUCCAUCGCACCAUCAGAUAGAAAUGGCGCCAUGUCACACUCAACUUACAAAGAUGAUGGUCAUAAAAAAUCUCAUCGUGACGACAAACUCUGCAAAUGCUCUCAGUGUGGGAAAACCUUUGUUAAUAACUAUAGUUGUCAUAUGUAUAGGAGGAGCCACACUGGUGAAAAACCUUUCAUCUGCUCAGUUUGUAGUCAAGGAUUCAGUCAUAAGAGUGCCUUAAAAGUACAAACAAGAACCCACACUGGUGAAAAACCUUUUUCCUGCUCAGUGUGUGGAAAAAGAUUCACUCAGAAGAGCGACCUAAACAAACACACAAGAACCCACACUGGUGAAAAACCUUUUUCCUGCUCAGUUUGUUGUCAAAGAUUCACUCAGAAGAGCGCUCUAAACACACACACAAGAACCCACACUGGUGAAAAACCUUUUUCCUGCUCAGUUUGUUGUCAAAGAUUCACUCAGAAGAGCGCUCUAAACACACACACAAGAACCCACACUGGUGAAAAACCUUUUUCCUGCUCAGUUUGUUGUCAAAGAUUCACUCAGAAGAGCGCUCUAAACACACACACAAGAACCCACACUGGUGAAAAACCUUUUUCCUGCUCAGUUUGUGGAAAAAGAUUUUCUCGAAUUCACCACCUAAAAGUACACACAAGAACCCACACUGGUGAAAAACCCUUUUCCUGCUCAGUUUGUGGAAAAAGAUUCACUCUACUUCACCACCUAAAAGUACACACAAGAACCCACACUGGUGAAAAACCUUUUUCCUGCUCAGUUUGUGGUCAAGGAUUUACUCAACUUCACCACCUAAAAGUACACACAAGAACCCACACUGGUGAAAACCCCUUUUCCUGCUCAGUUUGUGGAAAAAGAUUCACUCAGAAGAGCGCCCUAAACACACACACAAGAACCCACACUGGUGAAAAACCUUUUUCCUGCUCAGUUUGUGGUCGAUGUUUCACUGCAAAGAGAACCUUACAAAUACACACAAGAACCCACACUGGCGAAAAACCUUUUUCCUGCUCAGUGUGUGGAAAAAGAUUCACUCACAAGAGCAGCCUAAACAAACACACAAGAACCCACACUGGUAAAAAACCUUUUUCCUGCUCAGUUUGUGGAAAAAGAUUCACUCUACUUCACCACCUAAAAGUACACACAAGAACCCACACUGGUGAAAAACCUUUUUCCUGCUCAGUUUGUGGUCAAGGAUUUACUCAACUUCACCACCUAAAAGUACACACAAGAACCCACACUGGUGAAAACCCCUUUUCCUGCUCAGUUUGUGGAAAAAGAUUCACUCAGAAGAGCGCCCUAAACACACACACAAGAACCCACACUGGUGAAAAACCUUUUUCCUGCUCAGUUUGUGGUCGAUGUUUCACUGCAAAGAGAACCUUACAAAUACACACAAGAACCCACACUGGCGAAAAACCUUUUUCCUGCUCAGUGUGUGGAAAAAGAUUCACUCACAAGAGCAGCCUAAACAAACACACAAGAACCCACACUGGUAAAAAACCUUUUUCCUGCUCAGUUUGUGGUCGAUGUUUCACUGCAAAGAAAACCUUACAAAUACACACAAGAACCCACACUGAUGAAAAACCUUUUUCCUGCUCUGUUUGUGGUCAAAAAUUCGCUCGUAAUGAUCUGAUUAAAAGACACGUGUGUAUUGGUGUGAGAAGCAGUGGCCAAUGACUGUUUUGCCUGUCAUCCAUGCUGCCUUCAUCAGAUUGUACACGCAGGUCAAUUGUAGUCUGUAGAGUUUCCUCAAAUCCUGUUGAGGAUUGGCAGUAUUGGUGCCUUACAUGUGCUCUGUCUAAUCCUUGUAUGAUGUGGAUCCACAGUAUUGCCAAAAGUAUUGGCUCACCUAAUUUCACAAGUUGAGUGGCAUUAUUAAUACAAUACUUUCCCCAUUUUUCAGAACUAAUAUUUAAAACAGUAGACCCCAAAUUCCAACAAUUCUAAAUCCUUUAUCAAUAAUAUAAUUACAGAACUAUGGAAAAUUAUGAUUGGCUCACAAAUAUUAGUUUUUUGGGGAGGGGUCAUUAUAUGUAAUUUAAAAAGUUACAAUUACUACUCUUGAUUGACAAUGACAUAUUACGACUGAGUAUUGGGGCCAAAUAAGGGGCGGGAAAAAUGACUACCAGAUUAAAGUUGUACUCUUACUACAAGAAAAAACGUAUUAAUUUGGGGUAAUGUAGCUGAAUAAGGGGUUACACACUUUAUGUACAUGUACCUUAGCUGGGAGCUCUGACAAAGCAUCAGUAAAAUCCUUCCAUUGAUUAUAAAUUUAUGUAGAAGAGCUAAAAGAUAAGAUUUCCUUAUUUUGGAAACUGAUUCCAAAAAAACUGCCUCAAGAGAUGAUUUCAUUAUUGUUGACUUUAGUAGAGGCGGCAAAGCGCUACAGAAAAUGCGUGGCUGCUUAUUCAGCUACAUUACCCCUACUUAACAGGAUGACUAUCUUUUUCCUCCUAGUUACAGUACGACUAUAAUCUCAUAGUCUUCUUUAUUUUGCACUUAAACUUUGUCGUACAAAUCGGACAAUGAUGAUUUCAAUUGUUUUGUACUUGUAAUCAUUUCGACCCCCGUCGAUGAAAAUCUCUCGACUCUGCUUCGAAUUUUAAAGUGCUUGUACUUCAGUGUGCUUGUUAAUUUCAUUCAUGAUAAACAACUUGAUUUUAUUCGGUCCUAGCCUCCUGUUCGCUUUGUUCAGAACAAGCCAAAUUAUAACUCCAAACUAGGGUUGUAACCAAAACCAUUACUUCGUUACCAAGUUAACCAAGAAGAUUCAGAAAAUGUGACGGGACUGCCUUUUCUGCAUACCCGAAGUAUCGCCGGUACUGACGCAGCAGAUCUGGCCGCAUGUGCAUUUACGUGGUUUAAAAAAAAAAAAAA